GCAGGGGGCGGUAAUGCACCGGAAGCUGGAUGCCCAGUCGUGCUUACGCUUGAAGAAAAGAAGAAGAGGUGCAUGUUUUAAAAGUGGAACUUUUUCUCUCAGACUUGUUUUUGUUUAUUCUUCGCUUCUGUGGUUUUUUUCCACGUGUUCACAUCGACACCUCGCAGCGGUGACUGUGGUGAGAACGAACAACUGGAGGACGGGACCUGCUGCUGUUUCCAAUCCCCGGAGUUCAAACUCCUCUCGGCGGGACCGGCACCGAGCAGGACUCCGUCGAACUCCUCCGACAUGGAGUUCGAUGACAGCGUGUUGACGCGGCGUGUGGACGGUGGUAAAGCGGGAACAGAAGAGGCACGAGGCGGGCCACACAUGACCCUCCACUGCACACAGUGUAACUCCGUCAUGGCGGACUCCCUCAGCAUCUGUGGGGAGAUCACAUGUAUGAAGCUGAUCAUGUGUCUGAGAGUAACCACUGAUGUUGUCAUCAGUUCUGCAAAGGAGUCAGGACAUAAAGGAGAAAUGGCAAAUUGCAUCUUCAGUUCUCUAAAGUGUCGUGGCUGCCGCUCUUCUGUGGGCAAAGUUAUUCACUCGGCUCCGUCGCGUUGGGCCUCGUUUCGCUCCCUCUUUCUCCUCCACAAAUCAAACAUCACUUGUUAUGUCCUCGACAGCAGGUCGAUGGUGAAAGCUUCCACAAUCACAUUAGAUCUGAAGCCUCUCAGAGAAAACAUUGAUGAGGUGAGAAAGCAGUUUGAGGCGCAGCUGGAUCAGAUGUUGUGUGUAAAGAGCAGACUGGCUGACCGGAGUGUUACCAGCGACUUGGGGAAGUAGUCUCGACUGCACCUCGUCUGGGGAAAAGGCUCCACGUGCUCUUCAGUCUGCUGCCUCUUGUAGGCUGGUGUGCGUUGUAUAUAUUUAUUGUUUUCUUUGUUGUGGUGUUUUCAUGUUUUCAUUAAAUGGCUUUUGAUAAUUCAGGUA
Messenger RNA from Paralichthys olivaceus (Japanese flounder), 975 nucleotides. It is a transcript of the gene oip5, whose product is annotated as opa interacting protein 5. The record is from RefSeq and is a predicted model, not a curated record. Gene Ontology annotation, cellular component: chromosome, centromeric region; nucleus; chromatin. Gene Ontology annotation, biological process: CENP-A containing chromatin assembly; chromosome segregation. Lineage: Eukaryota; Metazoa; Chordata; Actinopteri; Pleuronectiformes; Paralichthyidae.